AUGACCGAGAAAUCCUCUGAGGGGAAUGAUUCUCCUGGCGUUGAAGCCCCCGCCCCAAUCUCUCCGCACAUAGACCCUGCGCUGCAGCCGGAGCACCAACACCACCAUGUACACAAGCACCAUACUACAUUUGCCGAGCAAGGCCGUGAGGAUGAGGUGGUUUUCUCGAAAGAUGCCUCGUUUGAAAAGGGCAUCGUGCCCGAACCCACACCACUGGAUCACGGCAGUCCACGCGAGAGCAGCGGUGACAAAGACGAAGAGACGGGUGACAGCGAGCCUGCCAAGCGGCCCUGGCAUCGGCGGGUGGGCAAGCAUUGGAGACAUAUUGCCCAUGCGGUGAUCUGGCUUCUGUUUACCGGCUGGUGGAUUGCCGGUCUCAUUCUUCACCGGUAUGACCUAGGCUGGCUGAUUCCUUUCCUGCUGUAUCUGGCCAUUACGCUGCGGAUCAUCUUCUUCUAUGUCCCCAUCACGAUCAUCACCAAGCCCGUGCACUUUAUCUGGACCAAGACUGCUCACCCGAUUGUUCGGGUAAUCCCACAGAAACUCAGGACUCCCGCUGCGGCGCUGUUGUGUAUCGGUGUAAUCGUCAUUGGUGCCUUUGCCUCGCCUGAGUCGGCGGACAACACUCGCGCCAAUCGUGCCGUCAGCCUGUUCGGUUUGGUGGUUUUCCUCUUUGUGCUAUGGCUCACCUCGCGAGACCGCAAGAGGAUCGUUUGGCACACCGUGAUUGUCGGCAUGUUGGUGCAAUUCAUCAUUGCUCUGUUCGUCUUGCGCUCUGGUGCUGGAUAUGAUAUCUUCAAUUUCAUUUCCACAUUAGCGCGUGACCUGCUUGGAUUUGCAUCGGAUGGUGUAAUCUUCCUCACCUCGCAAGAUUUCUAUGACAUGACGACCCCCUUUUCACCCAGCUCAUGGUUCCUAGUCAGUGUCAUUCCUGCAAUUGUUUUCUUUGUGUCAAUUGUGCAGCUGCUGUACUACAGCAACAUGCUGCAGUGGUUCAUCGGAAAAUUCGCCGUGUUCUUCUUCUGGAGUAUGCGGGUAUCUGGUGCCGAGGCAGUCGUCGCCGCUGCAUCUCCCUUUAUCGGACAGGGCGAGUCGGCCAUGCUGAUUCGGCCUUUCGUCCCACAUCUUACAAUGGCCGAGUUGCAUCAAGUGAUGUGCUCUGGCUUCGCGACAAUCGCGGGAAGUGUGCUGAUCGCCUACAUCAGUAUGGGUGUUAACCCGCAAGCUCUAGUCUCCUCAUGUGUCAUGAGUAUUCCGGCCUCGUUGGCCUGCUCAAAAUUGCGCUGGCCUGAAGAAGAAGAAAGUCUGACAGCAGGUCGAGUCAUUAUUCCCGACAAUGAGGAACACAAGUCUGCCAAUGCGCUCCACGCCUUCUCCACUGGAGCUUGGCUUGGUCUUAAAAUCGCGGCUAUGAUCGGCGCCACUCUGCUCUGCAUCAUCUCGCUGAUCGGUCUUGCUAACGGUCUGCUUACCUGGUGGGGCCAUUACUUGAAUAUCAACGACCCACCGUUGACACUGCAGCUUAUUGUGGGAUACAUUUGCUACCCAAUCGCAUUCUUGCUGGGUGUCUCUCGUGAUGGAGACUUGCUCAAAGUCGGGCAACUCAUCGGUCUCAAACUGAUCUCGAAUGAGUUCGUCGCCUACAACUCUCUCCAAAACGAUGCUGCUUACGCUAGUCUCUCCGAUCGCUCGCGUCUCAUUGCAACCUAUGCCCUCUGUGGGUUUGCCAACAUCGGAUCCCUGGGUAACCAGAUUGGUGUGCUUGCACAGAUCUCGCCCGGCCGUAGUGCGGACGUCUCGCGUGUUGCUGUCAGCGCCAUGCUCACGGGCGCCAUCAGUACCUUUACCAGCGCGACGAUUGCCGGCUUGCUGAUCACGGACGAGAAGCAGUAUUUUUCAACCUGA
Penicillium macrosclerotiorum is the source of this 1905-nucleotide messenger RNA. Its product is annotated as NupC/NupG family nucleoside CNT transporter. The record is from RefSeq and is a predicted model, not a curated record. The coding region runs from base 1 to 1905 and encodes 634 amino acids. Lineage: Eukaryota; Fungi; Ascomycota; Eurotiomycetes; Eurotiales; Aspergillaceae. The transcript is spliced from 3 exons. Gene Ontology annotation, biological process: nucleoside transmembrane transport. Gene Ontology annotation, molecular function: symporter activity; nucleoside transmembrane transporter activity. Gene Ontology annotation, cellular component: membrane.